AUGGUCGCUGAUCUUCAUGCGUUUUCAGGACAAAGGAAAUUCUUGGAACCUUAUAUUAGACAUGUUGUGGCAUUAUCUAUCGCUUCAGGAAUUGAUACUUCGAAAUCUACUAUAUUGCUACAAAGCAAUUUUCCAGAAAUCCUGGAAUUGCAUUGGAUAUUAUCCUCCUUUAUUUCGCCAGAACGUCUAUGUAAGCUAAGCCAAUUUCGUAAUCGCACCUUGGAUGUUAAAAACAAAAAUAUUUCUACGAUGCUGUAUCCACUAUUGAUGGCAUCCGAUAUAUUGUUAUUCAAGGCAUGUCAUGUAAUCGCUGGACCUGAUCAAAUAAUACACCUUAACCUGACUAGAAAGAUUGCAAAAGUAUUAAACAACGCCAUUGGUUCGGAUCUUAUGCAGUUGCCAGAGUUGUUGUCCUUUGAUACGUUUAGAGUAAAGUCCCUUUCCGAUGGAAAUAGUAAAAUGUCAAAAUCUGAUGGCUGUAUUAUGAAUAGAAUAAGCAUGCUUGAUUCGGACGACGUUAUACACAGAAAGGUGAAAGCCGCGAAAACAGAAACACAGAGCGAAAAUGGUCAACAUUCCCCAGAAGUUACGAAUUUGUUGAACAUUUAUAGUUUUUUUUCAAACAAGACAACUGAGCAAAUUUUAAGUGAGCACAGCUCAACACAGCUUUCUCUAAUGAAAGAGAAAAUGGCAGAAGCUGUGAUCGAUCGUUUGAAACCAAUUAGAGACAAAUAUUUUGAGAUAAUUGAGGACAAGAAUUACCUCCACAACAUCCUGAAACUAGGAAGAGAAAGACUGAAACCAAGUGUAUCUUUAGUAUUGAACGAAUUGAAGUACUUAUUGGGACAUUUUGGCACCAAAUGUCCACGAUGA
Molecule: messenger RNA, 873 nt
Organism: Theileria equi strain WA
Lineage: Eukaryota; Apicomplexa; Aconoidasida; Piroplasmida; Theileriidae
Product: tryptophanyl-tRNA synthetase, putative
Exons: 8
Coding region: 1-873 (290 amino acids)
Biological process (GO): tryptophanyl-tRNA aminoacylation
Cellular component (GO): mitochondrion
Molecular function (GO): ATP binding; tryptophan-tRNA ligase activity
Source: RefSeq, a predicted model, not a curated record